Molecule: messenger RNA, 1010 nt
Organism: Malaclemys terrapin pileata
Lineage: Eukaryota; Metazoa; Chordata; Testudines; Emydidae
Product: growth-regulated alpha protein-like
Exons: 4
Coding region: 85-390 (101 amino acids)
Biological process (GO): neutrophil chemotaxis; antimicrobial humoral immune response mediated by antimicrobial peptide; chemokine-mediated signaling pathway
Cellular component (GO): extracellular region
Molecular function (GO): CXCR chemokine receptor binding; chemokine activity
Source: RefSeq, a predicted model, not a curated record
AAAAGAGGCUGCGGGGCGCUGCGGAGGCUCAGAGCUGAGCCGAGCCCAGAUCCCCAGCACCAGCCUCCGCCGCCAGCCCGGACCAUGAGCCGCCCCCGGAGCCUCGCCCCCGGCAGCCCCCUGCUGCUGCUGCUGCUGGCCUGCGCCGCGCUGUGCCGGGGUGCCCCCAUGGCCGGCGAGCUGCGGUGCCAGUGCCUGCAGACCGAGACGGCGGUGAUCCACCCCAAGCGCAUCGCCAAAGUGGAGCUGAUCCCCGAGGGGCCCCACUGCGGGGUGCCAGAAGUCAUAGCCACCACGAAACACGGCAAGAAAGUCUGUCUGGAGCCCACCGCGCCCUGGGUCAAGCUGAUCGUCAACAAGAUCGUGAACAGUCAAUCGACCAAGCUGUGAGGGGAGAAGAGAACAUGAACAAGGAACUACAACAGAAACUACCUCUGUGUACAAGGGAAACCAGUGUGAGAGACAAUGGGAACCCGAGGCUGGACAACUAGCCAUGAUGAACUCUCUUCUUUUGAAGGUCUGAUAGACCAGCCUGCGCUCCAUUCAACUUCCACGCGUUCCACUGAGUUAUUACAACCUGGGCUUAUUUGUGUAUUUAUUAUUAAUUCAUCUCUGUAUCGCUCUUCAAUGGCUAGGUAGUUUUUUUGUUAAGCACCUUAGAUCUUCCUGAUCACCUGAAGGGAUAAUGCUGCAGUAGUGGCUCGAGAGAUGGCUUGUGAUUAAUCUAAUACACAAUCCAAAUAGCCCCUCCCCUCGGAUCCCCUGAGCAGCUCACGGUGGGAGUACUGUGGAGCUGUGCCUUUCACAUGGGGCAUGUGCACGAUGCCUGCUGGGUUGUGAAUAAUCAGAGUUUCAGAUCCUGGAGCUGCCCAGCAUUGAGCCAAAAGUGUAAGAUUACAAAGUGAAAUCCAAUUAGAACAAGCACCGUAAUUUGUUACACUCCUGAAAUGUGUUGCCAAGGCACAUAUCCCUGGGACACAGGAUCAGUUGCUUGGCUAGGUGAAACAGAC